Messenger RNA from Phycomyces blakesleeanus NRRL 1555(-), 402 nucleotides. RefSeq lists its product as hypothetical. Bases 1 to 402 code for a protein of 133 amino acids. The record is from RefSeq and is a predicted model, not a curated record. Gene Ontology annotation, biological process: mitochondrial respiratory chain complex I assembly. Lineage: Eukaryota; Fungi; Mucoromycota; Mucoromycetes; Mucorales; Phycomycetaceae. The transcript has 3 exons. Gene Ontology annotation, cellular component: mitochondrial inner membrane.
AUGUUUGCACGCGGCCCAAACGUUGGCCCAGAGGUCAUUACAAAGUUUGGCUUUGUCCUGUCUAAUAAUGCAAAGGUCGAAGAACCAAUGAUCUUACUAAAUGGUUCUGCAUUCUUGUGGAGAGUACCUCAAGAAACAGAUGUAUUACCAAUGCAAAACUGGGAUCUUGACGUUUUCAAGAUCUUUGAGGUAGUUACACCUAAACCAGAAUUGAUUAUGUUUGGAACUGGCAAGCACUUUGCACCCAUGCCAGCCAAGGUUCGACAAUACUUUUAUAAGCUUGGUAUUCAGGUGGAUGUUAUGAACACAAAAAACGCUGCAGCAACAUAUAAUGUAUUAGCAGAAGAAGGAAGACGUGUGGCAGCUGCUUUGUUGCCCCUUGGCCGACGCGAUCAGAAAUGA